Messenger RNA from Opisthorchis viverrini, 1186 nucleotides. RefSeq lists its product as hypothetical. Gene Ontology annotation, cellular component: mitochondrion. The annotation marks the transcript as partial. Lineage: Eukaryota; Metazoa; Platyhelminthes; Trematoda; Opisthorchiida; Opisthorchiidae. The transcript has 5 exons. The record is from RefSeq and is a predicted model, not a curated record. Gene Ontology annotation, molecular function: GTPase activity; GTP binding.
GCAUGACAUUUCCUUGCGGAUAAUCCCUCCUACUGGAACUUUAAACAACCAUGUUUUGCUCCAUACUCCUUACGUCCUGAGUCCCCGCGACUGAAAAUCCUACAGCCGAAUGUCUCGGACAUUUAUCGAUCGACUACGCAUCUUUGUGCAAGCUGGUUGUGGAGCUUCAGGAAAUCCUGCUCUUCGAGGUAAAGGUGGUAAUGGUGGAAGCGUUUACCUUGAGGUGCGAGAGAACCAAACCUUAGAUAAGUUGCUAAAGUCUAACCCAACGAAACGCUUUAAGGCGGCACACGGACUGGAGGCCAGCAAACGGCGUGGUGGGUUAUUCGGGCGGGACGCUCCUGACUUGACGAUUCCCGUUCCACCGGGAAUUUCCGUCCUCUUGGCGGGUCAGGGGAAUGCACAACCAACAAACGAAAGAGGUAGUUUCACACCAAAAAACCUAGGUGAUUUGGACAGCCCUGGCCAAAGGCUUCUUGUCGCGCAGGGCGGAAUGGGUGGUAUGCCACAGUCUGGCUACCUCGGCUCCUCUGGACAGGCGCAUUCGAUCAUAUUGGAUUUAAAGCUCAUGGCGGACUACAGCUUGUUGGGCCUUCCGAAUGCUGGUAAAUCAAGUCUGUUGCGUGCUGUUUCGAAUGCGAAUGUAAAAAUUGCCAGCUACCCAUUCACCACAGUUCAGCCACAAGUUGCUUAUUGCAAGUAUGAGGACGGUCGCUCGAUCAGUCUGGCUGAUCUACCUGGACUUGCUGAUAUAUAUGCACAAUACUCCGGGAAGCCCUCCAACACCACCCCAUCAGAUCACGAUCUCCCCGCUCUGAGACACACUAAUUUCCUGAAGCAUGUGGAACGUAGCUCGUGCUUGAUUCUUGUCCUGGACUCCAUGGGAUUUCAGCGCGAUCAACGAAGUCCUUGGCGCAGUCCUUUGGCUUGUGCCUAUCUGGUCAUACACCUGCUUGAGCGUUGGUCUCAUGGUCUACUUCUCGACAAACCUUUCAUGUGUGUCAUCAACAAGAUCGACCUUCCCGAUGGUCGGUCCGCUGCGGAAAAUGCUAUGCGGUCUCUGGAGCGAUUCUCUUCCAGCGAGGCCCGUGCAGAAAGUGGUCUACCCACGGAGCUGCUUCCGAAGCACGUGCCUUCGUUUGAGAACAUACACAUGAUAUCUGCAUUCACCGGAGCCAACGUUGAU